AUUCUUCCACACAUCGAGGAAUACGUUUUGAACAGUUGAGGCAACUUUGCUUCUAUUUUUGCUAGUGCGCCAUCAAUCUGGAUAGACAGAUCAAUUGCGGCAUAAAUUAACAUUCUGUGUGGUAUAAUUGCGAUAGGUCGCUCGGCCAGGGAUACAGUGCGUUGUUAGAGAAUGCAAAGCAAAACCUGUUAUCGUUCUAUUUCGUCCUACACUUGAUGUGCAUCGAAACACACCGUUCAACUUAUCAUAAUUUAACCACAACGAUGAUAACGCGAUUGGGUGUCACGAAGCGCCACAAAAUACCUGAACUGGUAUUUCUGGUACUCGCCGUAGCGUUGCCACUGGUAGUUGGUCGUAUCGUGGAUGAUAAUGUUGCCGGCUCGAAUGUUCUGUACACAGACAUUCCGCCGUUACACCCUACACCAAACGACACCUCGUCAGCAGCUGACGCACAAGACGUGCAUCUAUUAAAUGUGACUGAGUAUAAUAUCGAAACUAACUCAACUUCGAAUGGGACAGGAAGCCACCUGCCUGCGUACAGUGUGGCACAUGGAUCAAGCGGCUUAAACACAGUCAAAUUGCCUGCCGUUGGCAACUCCUCUGCCGUAGUUAGUACUGUACCAACUGUAUUAUCACGAAGUAAUGAAAGUAAUCCAGUCACCGUUUCAUCCGGUAGUGGCAACAAUACAAUGGUAUCGGUUACCACAAUUCACACCACAAGUAGUAGUACAACAAGUACCACCGCAAGUCCAAUCUUCCAUACGUCAACUGCAUCGUUCAGUGCCCAGUGGCCGGUAGCGCCUAUCGCAUUAUCGAUCAAUUCCACUUCACCCAGAGCGGUUGUUGCACCAGCGAUCGAAUGCUACCAUGCAUCUCCGUCGCAAUGCAAUGAACGAAGAGGCGACUGUGAAUGUGUCGUUGAUCCAUUUAUACCGGGUGCACUGUAUUGCUGCAACGUUACCGACAUCAAUAGAGCGAUUGCGUGUGCGACAAACGCAGCGGAAACGCCGAACUGGAAGUAUUUGCACAUGCGAAACGUGACUGUGCGUGAAUUAGCUUUGAAUGUGUCGAACCGCUACAUUAAGACGCUGCUCUCAUUAGCCAUCACCGACGGAUCAAUACAGCGCAUUAGCACGUCAUUCGCGCGCUUCUCAGCCCCAGUUUGUGUGAACAUUUCGAACAACAAUAUAAGCGAAAUCGAACCCCGAGCCUUCCGCGAGCUGCGGAACCUUACCAUGCUAGAUCUGUCGUACAAUAACCUCUCCACCAUACCGUCGACCAAUGGCAAAUUCCGGCUUGACAUACGCGGCAACGUCGGUAUGUUAUGCAAGUCCCUGCUGGAGUCGCUCAAGAGCGGGGUGAAGUUCAAGGAUCCAGAAUCAACGUUCUGUCUAACGAAUCGAACCUUUAACUGGUUUAAUUCAACUGACACUCUACCCCUGCAUCAACUAGAGACGAUCCAACGGGUGCAAGACGAGUGUCCGGAAAACUGCACCUGCGAACUGGAUCGUCUUAACUUCGAUCUCAAUAAUACCGAACGGAAGACGAUAACGAUACGUGUAGACUGUAGCAGCCUGGGGUUGGCGAAAUUCCCCGAGAAACUACCAGCUGGCACAGUAACGUUGAACAUAUCGAAUAACAAUAUUACAAAUUUGGAAGCAUUAAAUACUCCGCCCUACGAAUCGCUGUUACGGCUACAUGCUGACAACAAUCAAAUUAGCUCUUUGAGCGAUCUUGAGGGGAUGGACUUCAUCUCGCGGUUUACGCUGUUUUCUAUUCGUCGCAACAAGCUGAAAACGGUACAGUCGUAUAUCUUUACAAAAUCGCUCGACCUUGGUUCGUAUAUUUUCCUCGAGGGUAACCCGAUGAUAUGUGACUGCAAUGCCGCAAAAGGUUUCAAAAACUGGCUGCUUAGCCGAAAGACGCAAGUACCAGACCAUGAGAAUAUCUUUUGCGAUGGUAACACCAAUCUACAGCAGCUGGUAACGAUACAGGAGAGUAAAUUAUGCCAAUCUCAACAUGACUGGACUGAUUACAUUUACUAUCUGAUCGCCUCGGAAAUCAUUCUCCUGAUUGCACUCGUCUGCAAAGUGUCAUACGACUAUUGGGUUUUCAAGACGGCAGGUUAUCUACCGUGGCCAGCUAACAAGAUGCCAAAAUUACCGUGUGAUUGUUUGUGUGAAUAGAUAUCAAGCUUACGAUGAUAGAGGAAAUGCAAUUAUUGUGCAAGAACCUACUACGGCCAUCUUAAAAGAACGUGUGUACUGUAACAAAUAAUAAUAAUGUUCUCCAGUACACACGAUCGAAUAGUAGAAUGCUAGAAUGCAAGCGUAGCUAGUAGGUUUCUAACGUAAGAAUUCUCGUAUGGUAGACAAACGUUGAGUUAAACUAUGUUUUGCUGAAAGUUUUUUACUUGCUCACUAAAUAUUUAAUUUGAUACUUAUGUAUUGCAUGUUUAACUAACGUUGCUUUAUUUAAUUUAUUCAGUGAUAUUAAAGUGGCUAAAUACGCUUUCAAAAGACAAAAAAGGUUUCACAAACAAAAACGAUGUGAUGUUUUGGUUGGCGGUGUCCUUCGGGAAAACACUCCGCCAGCAUAACAAUUAUGAAAUGAUAUGAGAAGAACGUUCUCUAGAUAUAUUGGUGUACAGCAGAUUUACAAUGAAUUGAACGAGUCCAUUUCAGUGUCUAAUUUCAAAAUUAAUUUAAGAGCACUUCAAACCUGCACGGCUUUAAGUAAUUUUUUUUCAACUUAAACACAAAUUUCGUACAUUUCAUAUUUCAUACUUACGAAUUUAUUUACAAUUGAUACUUUACCGUUCGAAUAAUUCGACUAGGCUAAGUAUUGAGGCUAAAUUUUUUAUCAAUAUUUAAAUUUCGUUUGCUCUGCAUGUGGCACUUUCAUAAAAAUAUAGCAACGUGCUGUACUGGUUUUAUUAGACUAGGACUUUUCAAUAUGCGGAAUAAAAGAAGAAAGUACUAAACAAACGAGGAGAAUUGUGUUGAUCUUUGUUCUAUUGACAAAUAUUUGUGAUUUGCUCAACAAGGCGACGGUAUUUGAUUUCAAGAAAGUGCGUAGUGGUUUUAAUUUUACACUUUGCUAUUCUUUUAUGAAAAAUUGAGAAUAGACACACGUUGCGA
Messenger RNA from Anopheles bellator, 3140 nucleotides. It is a transcript of the gene hfw, whose product is annotated as protein halfway. Bases 216 to 2186 code for a protein of 656 amino acids. The transcript is spliced from 5 exons. Lineage: Eukaryota; Metazoa; Arthropoda; Insecta; Diptera; Culicidae. Gene Ontology annotation, cellular component: voltage-gated potassium channel complex. The record is from RefSeq and is a predicted model, not a curated record. Gene Ontology annotation, molecular function: transmembrane transporter binding; potassium channel activator activity; voltage-gated potassium channel activity.